Molecule: messenger RNA, 3942 nt
Organism: Osmerus eperlanus (European smelt)
Lineage: Eukaryota; Metazoa; Chordata; Actinopteri; Osmeriformes; Osmeridae
Gene: arhgap10
Product: Rho GTPase activating protein 10
Exons: 23
Coding region: 453-2741 (762 amino acids)
Biological process (GO): signal transduction
Cellular component (GO): cytoplasm
Molecular function (GO): protein binding; GTPase activator activity
Source: RefSeq, a predicted model, not a curated record
CCACACACACACCCACUGUCAUCACGUCAGCGGAGUCACCGAGUUUCUCAAUCUCGGCUGUCACUUUCUCGAAUGUAUAGAGGACGUGGACUAAAAUUAAGAAUUUAUUUGCUUGCUGCGUUUGUUAUUAGUUUACAAGUUUCACUCUGAAUUAGCCUGACAAAUAAGCAUACUGUGUCAACAACCACACAGGUUGUCACUUAUGUUAUGCUUUAGUUAGCUUUUAAGCUGUAGCCUAGCAAGAAAGCUAGUUAACGCGCGCUAAGAUCUUGUGUGAAAACUAAAAUGUUUGCCAAUGAUUUCUGAGCUUGAGGGACCACACUGAAACAGGCUUUGAACUAAAAGGCAAAGCCUCCUUUUCAUUAGAAGUUUCUUGUUAUUUUGCUUUCCAGCAACUGCUUUAGACAAGUUCCUAUGCUAGCUAUCCCAGAUAGCUAGUUCGCUCUGAAGAAAUGGGAUUACACCCUUUGGAAUUCAGUGAGUGCUACCUGGACAGUCACAUCUUCAGAGAGAAAAUUAAGUCGCACGAGGCAGAGUUGGAUAAAACCAACAAAUUUAUAAAAGACCUCUACAAAGAUGGAAAAAAUCUUAUCAACGCAACAAAGCAGCUUGGGAUGGCUCAGAGGAAGUUUGCCAACUGCCUGGGAGAAUUUCAGUUUGAGUACAUCGGAGACGCCAAGACUGACGAUGAGAAGUGCAUCGAUGAAUCCUUGUUGGAGUUUUCCUCCUUUCUUAAGAACCUGGAGGACCAAAGAGAGCUUAUGAUGAAGAACAUCACGGAAACGCUGAUGAAACCUCUAGAGAAGUUCAGGAAGGAGCAGCUGGGCGCAGCCAAGAUGGAGAGAAAGAGAUAUGAGAAGGAAACGGAGAAGUACUACAGCUCACUGGAGAAGCUUCUGAACAUGUCAGCCAAGAAGAAGGAGCCGCAAUUACAGGAGGCAGACAACCAGGUGGAGACGAUGAGACGGCACUUCCAGGAUGAGUCUCUGGAAUACGUGUGCAAACUGCAGGAGAUCCAGGAGAGGAAAAAGUUUGAGUGUGUUGAACCUAUGGUGGCCUUCUUCCAGACUGUGUUCACCUUCUACCACCAAGGCUUUGAGCUGGCCAAGGACUUUGACCACUACAAGAAAGCCCUGCAGAUAAACAUCCAGAAUACGCGGAGUCGUUUCGAGGGCACCCGGUCGGAGGUGUUUGAGCUGAUGAAGCGGAUCAGAGAAGCGCCCCAGGAGUACCGUCAGACCAGCCCAAUCAGCAGCGAAGGCUACCUCUACGUCCAGGAGAAACGUCCACCUCCUUUUGGUUCCAGCUGGGUGAAGCGGUACUGCACGUUCGUCAAGGAGCAGAAGAUCCUCCACAUGGUGACCUACGACCACCGCUCCGGAGGAAAGAUUGGCGAGACGGAAUCGGUCACCCUCAAGUCUUGCGUCCGCAAAACCACAGACACGCUGGACCGUCGGUUCUGUCUAGACAUAGAGAUAACAGACCGACCGGGGAUGGUCCUCACGGUCCAGGCGCUGUCCGAGGACGACCACAAGUUCUGGAUGCAGGCCAUGGGCGGGAAGGAGCCAAUUGGUCAUUACCUAGGGAGGACGUACUCCAAAGAAAGAGGAAUCGAUGCCCAGCUAGAUGACAUUGGCCUAUCGUUCGUGAAGAACUCCAUCAAAGCUAUUGAGACGAGAGGUAUCAACGACCAGGGUCUGUACAGGGUUGUAGGGGUGAGCUCCAAGGUCCAGAAGCUUCUCAGCCUCAUGAUUGACGAGAAAAGCAAUGAGAUUGAUCUGUCGACGAGCGAGGAUUGGGACGUCAAAACAAUCACUAGUUCACUGAAGCUGUAUCUGAGGAGCCUUUCCGAGCCUUUGAUGACCUAUGGACUGUACAAAGAGUUUAUAAACCCUGCAAAGGGCGGAAGUCCCGAGUGCCGUGUCCAAGCCAUCCACUAUCUGGUCCACAAGCUGCCGGAGAGGAACCGGCUGGUCCUAGGCCUGCUCAUGAAGCAUCUGGCUACCGUGGCGAGUCACAGCAAGCAGAACCUCAUGACGGUGGCUAACCUGGGUGUGGUGUUUGGCCCCACCCUCAUGAGGCCCCAGGAGGAGACAGUGGCGGCCAUCAUGGACCUCAAGUUCCAGAACAUCGUCGUGGAGAUCCUGAUGGAGCAGAACGAGAAGAUCUUCGGGGAUGUACCGGAUGUGUCCCAGUCCCCAUGCACCUCAGCCUUCUCUGCCCCCACCAGGCAGUCCAAGAAGCUGGGUCGCCAGAACAGACCCCUGGCUGUCUACAACCCUCAGUCCCUGGACAUCCAGACCGUGUCGCAGAGCGGUGGCUGUCCCAACUCGGCUCCAGACGAGGUGUCCAUGGGCAGCAACGAGUCGGUGUCUUCCCAGUCGUCCGCGGCGUCGGCCUCGGAGACGCCGCCGGAGAAGGCCGACCACACCCCCCUGAGCACCACCCUCAGCUCCAGCAGCAGCCAAGGGGCGGCCGCCUCCUGGAUGAACUCGGGUCUCCCCUGCGACGGCAACGCCUCCCCCACAGCAGCUGACAGGGACAAACCGGAGGACAGUGUCACCAACAGCAGGAAAGCCAAGGCGGUGUACCCGUGCGAGGCCGAGCAUGACUCGGAGCUCUCCUUCCAGGUCGGCGCAAUAUUCAACUCCGUCACGCUUUCCAGGGAGCCUGGGUGGCUAGAGGGGGAGCUGGAGGGCAAGAAGGGCCUGAUCCCCGAAAACUAUGUGGAAUGGCUGUAGCGUCAACCGGGGGACCACAUCGCUUUGCCCACCCCCCCAAAAAAAAGAACGCAUAAAAACAACGGACCACAUAUUCAUGGUAUCCAUGAACUUGGUUUUGACACACUCCCGUUAUAAAACCAAUAUUCUCUCCAGCCUUUGACUCCAUGCAACUGCCAGAGACUUUGUUUUUUCAGUAUUGCUGCAGAAAACCUGGCGUAAGAGUUAUACUUGGAUUAAUUAAAAAAAGUUUAUUUGUAUGGACAUACAAAUAUAUAUAUAUUUAGGUGCCUUAAACACCAAGACUGAAUUGCAAUGUGUAUACUCUACGGGUAAGUUUCAAAAUGAUAAGCUGUGUCAUUGUAUUCUGUUCUCAAGGGGGCUGCAUGUACUGUAAUUUUAAGAAUGUUCGUCUACUCCUCACAAACAGUGAUUUAUCCAUAUUAUUUUGUUGGCACAUUGAUUGCAUGUGAUUUAGUAUAACGGAAACAAUCUUUUAUUUGUCUUUAGUUGUUUUUAAGAAAAGGUUUUUAACAUUAUCCCGUUAAAAUCAAAAAGAAUGUUGAAACAUUAUUUUAAUCCAACUCUCCUACAAACAGUUGCAACUCAACCAUGCUGUAAACAAGGCACAUAUAUUUCAAUGGCUGUACUCCAGGUAUUUGGCAGAUUGGAAUGUGUAUGUGAAUGUUUAAACCUGAAAUCAGAAACGGGUGUUAUCAAGACCCGUGUUUGACGACGUUCAAGGAUUUCUGAACAGAAAACAAUUGUGGAUUGUUUAAAGUGAACAAACCAAUUUCGCGAUGAGAAAUAAUCAUAUUACCAUCACAACCAAAAUGCAGUAUUUCAAUGCUUAUGUCUGCGCUGUGUAUAUAGUUAUUAUUUUUCACUGGGACAUAAAUGUUGAGUCUAUUAUAAAAGUUAUCUAUUAGUGGUCAAUGGUUUUCAAACUUUUUUUUUUCUUUUUUCAUUUGGGAUUUUCAGAUUGAAAGUACACACAUACCAACACAUACGCAUUUAUUUGACUUCUGUUCACCAAGAGAUGGUUUCAUUUUUCUAAGAGCUUUUGUUAUGUGGUUUGUUGUUUUGUUUUGGAUGGCAAUUGCAGUAAUUUAAGACAUUGAUUUAUGACAUUUGAAAAAGCCCCUGGCAUACUUUCCUUUUUGUAACAUUGAAUAUCCUCUUGAUCAACGUUAAAUAAAUAAAGAUGUUUUUAUUCAUGCCC